Messenger RNA from Spirodela intermedia, 5402 nucleotides. The record is from the annotation of a GenBank genome assembly. NCBI's taxonomy places the organism in Eukaryota, Viridiplantae, Streptophyta, Magnoliopsida, Alismatales, Araceae.
AUGCCGAGAGAAGUGUCCCGGUCGCCGCCUUACCGGAGGAGGCAUUCGCCAUCCCCUGCCAAUCAUGGCCGGUACAACAGCAGCAGGAAAAGCCGGAAGGAUCAUAGCCGUUCCCCUUAUGCGUACAGGUGUGGUCGCUCGCCAUCUUUCUUUGUUUAUUUGCUUUCGUUAUACUGGCCUCGAUCGAUAAUUCACCUCAACCUACUGUUAUAGUAUUUUUCCGGUUGCAUUUAUUCCUCCUCGUCGUCAUCAUCACCAUCAUCAUCGUCAUCUUUAUCAUUACAUCUUCUAUGUGCAAUAGAAAAUUAAAAAAAGGAAAAUAAUGCAACUUUUUGCAUAGGUAAAUGAACAGGUAUCUAAUAUGCAUUCGCUUCCUCAAGUGCUGGGUGAUUAGACUACCUUUCAUCCAUGAAUUAUCACUUGAGAAUAUCAGGGGAUCGAUUGGCAAAGCUGUUUUUUGUUUCAUGGUUGCAUCUGUAGUAUGCAUAGGUGUAUCCAAAUCGUUUAAGUUGCCAAGCACGUUGUUAUGAUAGGAAGGGUACUGAAUGUGUUAUCCAUCGCCAUAUAGUUUUGCCUAUAGUUUUGCCUUCCUGUUGAUAGUCUCUCUGCUGAUCUGCAUAAGAAAUUUCUCCAUUGAAUGACUCCACUGAACUGUCACCUGUUGAAAAAUUAGUUUCAGGUUGUUGAAGAUUUCAUAGCCUUUUAUUAUGGCCUAAAUGAGACAUGAAUUUACUUAUAGUUUGAGAAUAAACUUAAGAAAUGUAUUGGUUUACUAGAAAAAUGUUAAGUGGAACAUAUUAUGACUUUAUAAUGGUCAUUUCCAUGGCUCUGUCUACUAACAUCUAUAUGAUAUGUGUGAAAUGGAAGGGUUCUUCAGAAAGGUUAACUUUUUGUUUACUUUCAUCCACUGCAUAGGCUGCAGUUUCCUUUCGAGUUGAACUUCCAGUCUUAGUCUACCUUCUUCUUAGGCUGAUCACCAUUUUGUGAUCAUAAUGGUCACUUCUUCUGUAGUUCUGCAUCAUUUUUUAUGGUGAAAUCUAAGGGAUGUUUUCUAAGAGUAAUAUGAUGGAAAGCCAAUUAGGCCCCAGUAGUACAAGAAAGAUGGAGUGAUGAGUAAAUUUCAGAGCUAAAAUGACCACAGUAUUUUUUUCAAUUUUUUUGGCUUCGCAUCUUUUCUAUACAUCGUGGGGCAUCUUAUUAUGUAAUUUGAUAAUGUCCUCUCAAUUAUUCAAUGAACUUAUUCACAGAAUUGUCUGCAUUUCACAGGUGUUGAUGAAAUUUAGAAACACUGGUUAUGGUUCACUGUAGUAUCAAGAUGUGGACAACAAAUUUGAGACAUGUCCAAUAAGUGAUUUUGAUGGUCAGAGGUGGUAGGCUAGGAUUUCUUAUCAAAAUGGUAAAGAUUAAUAUUCAUGGUAAUGAAAAUAAUUUACUUUUUUUCAUUAUAUCCUUCUUUUAUAUACAUUAUUUUAAAAUUUUAAAUUUUUAUUAUUUUUAUUUAAAUUCAUUUUUUUAACUUGAAAAUUCAAAGUUUCCUAUGCAUGCCUAUUAAUGGUCACUAGUUUUGGAGUAAAGGGGAAACUGGUGGUGGAGCUAGUUUUAAAACUGUGGAAACAUCUUUUAGCUGUCCUCUUUCUGUUCACAUAGUAUAUGCUUGAUGAUGAUGGUGAUGAUGAUAGUGGUCAUGUAUAGUGAUGAAGUUAGGUGAGUACGUGAAACAAGCUUUAAGUUUCCUAUGUGUGGGAACGCACGUGAUUGGUUUUGAUAUCAGAUUCAAUGAUAAAACUAUACAAUGAUCUUUCUCACAGAGGUUUUUAUGGCAUAGAAUAUAGCAAGUUGGUUUUGCAUGUUUUGGAUUUUAAAACAACCAUGGAAAGAACAGUUAUUAAGAGAUGAUGGAUGCUGUUAUAGUUCAUGCUUGAUUCGACUAUACAAGAGUGCAUGUGAUAAACGAUGGAGCAUGCAAAGCUUAGCCUUAAAACUACAUGAGGUAACUGUUCUCAUUAUGUUGUAUAAUCAGUUCCGCCAGUAUGUUCAACAUGAAGUCAAAUCGUAUGUCCUUUCUUCCUCAACAUUACUUCAAACUUACCUAAUUUCCGUCACAUUGAUCUACAGGAGAAGAAGUCGUUCUGUUUCUCCAAGACGGCAUAAAAUUCAAUCUCCAUCUCGUAGGCGGGAUAAAAAUAUUUCUCCAGCUCCAAGGCAUUACAGGAGACCAAGGAGCACCACAAAGUCUCCAGUGGAGAAACCCAGGAGUCCAAGCCUUGAGUCACUGGAGAGAAAACAUUCCAUUGAUAAGUUGAAAAAGGAGGAAGAAGAAAAGAAGAGGUAUAUGCAUUCCUGUUGUGCUAGUGUGUUUGUCAGUGGGAACUAAUACUUCUAUAUCUCCUGUUAUGAUUUCGUGGAUAUUUUUUUUCAUGCAUGUGUUUGUAUGCAAUCUAUUAUCCUAAGAAUUGCACUGGCGUCUUGCAUAUAGAUGCCUAUAAAAAACCAUGAAUCAUUUCCUUGUGAUUGUAUUAUUUACCGUUCUCUUCACUUUUGUAGACUUUUGGCAUUUUUUUAUUUUCCUUUUGCUUAUGUAAUUUUUUUUUAUCAUGGUUAUUUUAUGGUGUUCAUGAUAAAUCCCAUUAGAAAACGGAUUUUACGAAACAUUUUGAAGUGUAAUUGUGAUUCACUGUUUUUGCCAAACCAAUUUGUUAUGCAUGGAAUUUUCUGUCGUCAUUUGCCUCCUGUCCUCUGUGAGAACGUUGAUGCAUCAUUAUUAUGCAAUAUUUUACUGAUUGAUUCAUUGUCUGCCUACAGGUGUGUUAUUUAAUUUAAAGAAAACAGAUAGAGCAAUAUUUCAAGACAUAAAUGCCAUUGAAGAGUAGGGAAAACUAGUCUCAGAUGAAUGAUACAAGUAUAUGGAAAAUCAAUCGCAAAUUUAACAGAGGCCAUUAAACCUGGAAAUAAAAUAUUAUUGAUAUGCUUAUUACAAUGUAGGGUGACCAGAUAAAGUUGUCAGUUUCACUCUAAUAAUAAAAAGAAAUUUAUUUUUGAUGGUGCCAAAAAUAUGCGACGUUUACAUUUUAUGUGAACUUCAUUAGAUGCUCGUUGAAUCAGGACCGUCAUGGAGACUGUAACUAUAUAAUAAAACCGGGAUUCGGAAACUUUACUCAUUAUCACGAUGAAGAGACAUCUUUGCCAUUUUCUUAUGUAGCCUACAAUUUUAUGGUGUCGCAAUCUUUUUCUGCCUAACAAAAUGUCAGUUUGGAACUUUUUAUACUUUAAUACAGAGAUUGAACGAAUGAUUUUGCCUGUGCUGGACUUUGUAUUGGGAUCAGUACGUGUCAAGAGUUUUCUUUUUAAAGGUCUUGUGAAAACAUCAUCAUCGUACCGUCAACAGGUAAUUUUUCUGUAAAGUUGAAUGGAACAUUAUCAUUUUUUGGAACUUUGCCCCGUCAAGAUGAGCAGGGUGCCGUCCAAUCCAUGAAUAAUGAAAUGGCUGCUGAGACCACACAUCACUUAUAGGGUAAAAAAAUUAAUGGAAUAAUCAUUUAACGUUGUAGAAAUUCUGCAAACAAAUCUCCUCUGAAGGAUCUUUGGAUGUCAAUCACGUACACACAGAGAUUCUUCAACGAGAUCCUUCCAUUUAUGGCCAUGCCUAUUCCUUUCUACUCUUUUGCUUUGUUUUUUUCUCGAAAUGCAUGUAUGCAAGAAUGGGACCUGUUGGUUCGAGUGUUCAGUGGAUUAGUGGGAUAUAAAAAUGUGCAAAACGAAAUCCUCAGUUUGGACUCCAGACUUCAGCUUUACCUGCUACAUUAGGCCACAAGUACUAGCCGCCUCCAGUCUGCCACCAUGCACUGGGGAGUCCCCCGUUCCUGGCCGUUCAGAGCAUGUCACACCCCUAGAGAGCUGGUCUCGCCGGAGCUGAUUAUCUUAAUGGGUUGGGUGGAGACACACUGAUCGUGACUUGUGGUGUACAGUGUUCUCUGCUUGUUUCUCUUCCCCGUUUCAGGGGCCAUUUGUCACUAGGAAAAGGCACCGAAAAAAUUGGAAAAAAUGCUCGCUGUACUAGUUUUCUUGGGAAAUGUCUUCUGUUCGUUUACACUCUGUUCCACAGCCUGAGAUCAUCAUCUGUCAUUCCAUGAAGUAAUCUUUCACAGUCAACCCAUCUGGAAUCAUGUACGGAUAGGCAGUCAUCCAUGGAGUUCUUCGUUUCCCAUGGGCUCAAGGAUGUAAUUUUUUGUUAUAUACGUGAAGUUAUUCUUUAGCAGUAUAGUAUCCCUAUUUGGCGUGGAGGCCCUCAGUGGGUGAAUUUUAGUUGUGGGAAGACAGUGGAGCUUGGCGAGAGGAACACAAGUGAUUUAGCUCUGCCUAGCUUUCCAACCCACCCCGUCUGGUUGCUUGAUGCUCUUCUCCACAGGCGUUUCCUGAAGGGAGCUUCUGUUUUGUAGUUCGUCUCCACUUGUCAGAUUUGAUGGUCUCUGCAUUUCACCCGAUUCCGAAGCGCCUUUAUUCGCCCAGGAACCCUUUAUAGAGGCAUGCCUUAGAAGCCUGAGCUCAUGUCUAAUAAUGAGGUGGAUGGAGGUACUAGAUUGCUAAGAUUAACGAGGCUCAUCACGUCUAUUCUUGGAGGCAUCUUUCGGAUGUAAGUGAAGUUGACUUUUUCCCCUAUGUGGGCAUUUUUUGGUUUGACUUUUGUAAUGUCUUUAAACAGGCGUCAGCAGAAGGCAGAGUUGAAAAUACUAGAAGAAGAAACCGCUCGAAGAGUGGAAGAAGCCAUACGUAAGAAUGUUGAAGAGAGCCUGAAGUCUGAGGAGUUCAUGUUGGAGAUACGGCAGCUUCUCGAAGAGGGUCGAAGGCGGUUAGUUGACGAUGUGGCGGCUCAGCUUGCUUCAGAAAAGGAAGAUGCCCUCGGUCAAGCGAGGCGAAAAAAGGUUGGAUUUCAUACAAAUCUGUAGCAACUCUGUGCCAAAUUUUUUAUUUUUCUUCCCCAAAAUGGAUUUCUCCUCUGAAAUCUUUUGGAGAAAUUAGUGGGUUGCCUGGAAAAUGCUUAUUUUUUCCAUGCCCAUCCUCCCCGACGAGGCCCAGAAGGAAAUCUGGCAUCUCUUCUGCUGACCCCCCCUAAGUUUUCCUAAUGUUCAAACUAUCAGGAGCAGGCUCAGACGGAGAGGGAAGAACUGGACAGGAUUCUCGAGGAGAACCGCCGGAAGGUGGAGGAAGCCCAGAGAAGAGAAGCUCUGGAGCAGCAGCAGCGGCAGGAGGAAAGGUUCAGGGAGCUGGAGCUCCGGCAGAAGCAGAGGGAAGAAGCCACGGUGAGGAAGAAGUCCGAGGAGGCGGUGGAGAGGGCGAGCCAGAUGAAGCUGCUGGGGAGAAACAAGUCCCGCCCCAAGCUCUCCUUUGCUCUCGGUCUCAAGUAA